AAUUCAGGCUGCAAUCAAUCAAUCAUCAUAUAUUCAUCACUCCAUCUUCAUCUCUCCUCUCCCUCAUUCCUAGAGAGAGAGCAGAGCUAGCAACUUUCAUACGCAAAUUGUUUUAAUUUUGAUGUUUUUUUGUUUCAAUUUUCACUGUUUUCCAGGAAUUUUUGCUGACUGGAGUGUGUUUACUUUGAUUAUACACUGAGAGGGCCGCGACGCAGAUGAAUUGCUGGGAGAAAAUGGCGAUUCCGAUGCGGAAAGUUUGGAUCGGAGUAUCCAGAAGGUUCGGGUUUCGCAAAACAGGGCUCAUCAAACUUGACAAAGACGUGAGGACAUGUGAGUACGAGGAUAUCCAUAUCUUAUGGGACUUGCUGAAGAGGAACGAGGCAGACCUCGCCAGAAGCAGAAAGAGCCGUUCUAGGAGGUUCCAAUGGCCGCAAUGCUCCUCUUUGCUUCGCCACUGAUCUCAUCUGCUCCUGCUUUUGGAGUUUUGAACAAGCAUACAUAUGCAGUGUGUGUGAGCUCUGAAGAUCAUACCAUUUUGCUGUCUCUUACAGUAAAUCAAUGUCCUCUUUUCUCUUGUGUCAUUGAAAUGUGAAGAUGUGAAAAAAUGUCCUAUGAUGUUUCUCCCCACCCUCAACAGAAGUUUCUCUUUCUGGUUCUUUUUAUGUUGAAGGGAUGCUGGGGAUGGCUAUGUAUAAUGUUAUGGUGGCUCUCCAACUGUAUGUUUGUUGGAAUCAAAGAGCCCCCUCCCAUUUCUUGGGAUGUUGUAAUAAACUUUUCUGUUGUUUCCUUUUUUUA
Molecule: messenger RNA, 795 nt
Organism: Salvia hispanica
Lineage: Eukaryota; Viridiplantae; Streptophyta; Magnoliopsida; Lamiales; Lamiaceae
Source: RefSeq, a predicted model, not a curated record